Symbiodinium natans is the source of this 1281-nucleotide messenger RNA. The record is from the annotation of a GenBank genome assembly. NCBI's taxonomy places the organism in Eukaryota, Dinophyceae, Suessiales, Symbiodiniaceae.
AUGGCUUGCUGGCGGCUGCUGGCAGUAUCCGGAGCCCUCCUUGGGUGUGCGGCCUUUUUCCUCAGCAGCAGGUACAAGCUUGUGCUUUUCAAAGUGGCCCAUGCAGCUGAGCGCGAGCCCAGAGACACCCAGGCAUUCCACCCGUCCGAGACGGAAAAAGACGACUACUCUGCAACACGCGCCGGAGUGCAGGGCGCUCCAGUGGGCAAGGCGUCGAUUGACGCCUUUCUCGCACGCGCUCACGUUUCAGCUCCUGUUGCCCAGACGACACCCACGUCCACGCCCACACCCCCACCCACACGCACACCCACACCCACAACCACACCCACACCAGCGUCGGGCCCGCACAGCCAUGAAACUUGUCCGGGGUUGACUCGAAGCACAAAAUGCAUCGAUUCCUCCUCGCACUUGCUUCCGGAGAAGAAAAGUUCGUAUAAGAUUCCAUCCGACCUAGCCGCCAUGCUUGCUCCUGAGAACACAGUCCAAGUGCAACAGAAGCUCAUCAACAGCGACAUUUGCGUGAUUGCAAUGGGCGAUUCAACAUUGGAGGAGACUGUGGAGGACAUCGGGGCCAUGCUAGGCGAAGUUGACGGCACGAGGAAGAGUGCUGAGGAGAUCUGGAAAUGGAUCGAUACUUGGAUGAACGCGACGGUGUCCCAGUCUAAGCCUGGGGCACAUUUCGAUGCACCCCUCUUCAGAGCUUCGUACUUUCCGAAUCAUCGCAAAAUGUCGAUUGUUGCGCGUGGUGGACGUUUUGUUCUGUAUUACCGCUUCAUCGGGCAUCCUGAAAUAGACAAAAACUGGAUGGGUUUGAGAAGUUUGCUCAACGAGCCUUUGCGGGAGGAGAUUGUGAGCGGCGCGGACAAGUGGUGCGGCAAUCUCAGGCGGGUCGUGUGGCUGCAAGUGGGGUACCAUGAGAAAAGGCAGGAGCGCAAACAUUUCCACAAGAGCGGACUGCCGGACGUCUACCGGAAGGUGCUUCCCUGGGUGGAGCAGUUGGCGCCAGAGCGCUACUGGCUGAUGCGCCAAGGCGAAGAUCUGGAUCAGCUCAACCAAUGGCUUCGCGCAGAGCUCCAGAAUCCGAGCCGAAACCACAAGAAUUGGUCCAUCAUGGACUACAAGGUUCCCUGGGCCUGCGAGAAGCGGAACAUCGAACAGGUACGUGCGCACACGGGCUCUAUAGAGAGGUGGUGGCACAGCAGAAAAACUCUGGACAAAUACCCAGACUACUACCUGAGCAUGCUCCGCACCAUGAAAAUUGUCCAGCACAUGCUAUGCUAG